AUGAAGACCAUUGGAUUGGAAAAAACCACUGUGGAUGUUGCCUCUGACGUUGAAGAUGAACCUUCUGUAGAGGAAGAGGGAAAACAAUCUGAAGAAGCUGAUGUAGUUGAAAAACUUAGUUCAGACUCAGACAACGACUCCGACGAAGAAAAGGAAGAAGAACACGAACCAAAAGAACCAAAGGAACAAAAAAAGAAAGACAGCGGAUUAAUUACCCAAACCCAUCUUCUAACCUCAGAUAAGACUAUAUUGCCCUUUGAUGUACCUUGGUAUAACAUUCCUCUGGAUCCACAAGUAAAAGAAAAUGUAAAAAAUGGUGAAAGUGAAAUAUCCAAGGAACAAAUCAGCACACUUUUUGAAAGGGGUAAACAAACUUUAGAAAUGGAUAAUCAAACCUAUUAUGAAGAAUUUACCAAGGAUUCAUCCCAAAGAAAGUUUAUGUCUCAAAUCUUAUCAGAUGGUACAUUGAAUGAUAAAAUCUCCGCGUUAACCCUUUUAAUUCAAGAUUCUCCAUUACAUAAUACGAAAUCUUUGGACACUCUAUUAUCUUAUUGUAAUAAGAAGUCUAGAAAUUCCCAAUUACAAAGUUUAAAUGCAUUAAAGGAUUUAUUUUUGAAUGGGAUGUUACCACCCAAUAGGAAAUUAAGAUAUUUCAAAAACCAACCUGGUUUAUCGAUGAUGUUGAAUAAGAACACUUUGGCCGUUUUCUAUUUUGAAGAUUACUUAAAGAAAUUAUUCUUUCAAAUUUUAGAAACUUUAGAGAAAUUAUCUCAUGAUCCAAUUAUUCAUGUUAGAUCUACCACAUUGACACAUAUAUUUGACCUAUUGACAAAGCAACCAGAACAAGAAUUUAAUCUAUUAAGACUUGGUGUUAAUAAGUUAGGUGACAUUGAUUCCAAAGUGUCUUCUAAGGCAUCAUUCUUACUAUUAAAAUUGGAACAAGCACAUCCAAAUAUGAAGUCCAUUGUCAUUGAUUCCAUUGUGGAUACUGCAUUGAGACCUAAUGCCGAUUACCAUACGACAUACUAUUCAGUUAUAACGUUGAACCAAACCAUCUUAAAGAGAUCUGAAGAUUCCAUUGCCAAUAAAUUAAUCAAGACCUAUUUCACAUUAUUUGAAAAAUUCUUAAUAAGUACAGAAAAGGAUGAAUCCACGAAUAGUUCCGUAAAGAGUUCAGCCAAGGGUUAUGAAGCUAAGAGGAAGAAGAAUUUCAAGAGAGGUAAGAAAGGUGGUAAAUCUGUUAAGAAUGACAAGACCGAGGAGGAAGUACUUAACGAAAAGAAUUCCAAAUUAUUUAGUGCUUUACUAACUGGUAUCAAUCGUUCCUUCCCAUUUGCUCAAUUACCAGCAUCAGUAUAUGAAACCCAUUUGGAAACCUUAUACAAGAUUACACAUUCAUCCAAUUUCAACACAUCUGUCCAAGCUUUGGUUCUAAUCAAUCAAGUUACUGUAAAGGCUGAAUUAAACAAUGAUAGAUAUUACAGAACCCUAUACGAAAGUUUGUUCGAUCCAAGAUUGGUGGGGUCCUCCAAACAAGGGAUUUAUUUGAAUUUGCUCUAUAAGUCAUUAAAACAGGAUUCCAAGAAUGUGGAACGUGUGGAGGCGUUCGUGAAGAGAAUUUUACAAGUAAGUUCCCAUUGGUUAAACAUUGGUACCGUAGCCGGGUUCUUAUUUUUAUUGAUUCAAUUAGUUCAAAUCGUACCUCAAAUUAAAAAUUUAUUAACAAACACACCAUUGGACCAUGUCUAUGAAUCAGAUAACGAAGAAGGUGAGGGAGAAGAAAAGACCAAUGAGAAAGGGAGAUUAUAUGAUGCUCGUAAACGUGAUCCUAAGUUUGCCAAUGCUGAUAAAUCUUCUCUAUGGGAAAUCAUUCAAUUUAACCAACAUUUCCACCCUACGGUACAGGCAUAUGCUUCCAAGUUUAUUGAAGGUGAUUCCACGGAUGUUGUUAAGCCAGAUUUAGGGUUGUUCACUCUAGCUCAUUUCUUGGACAGAUUUGUUUAUAGAAAUGCUAAACAGAAGAGUGUGACCAGAGGUACAUCUAUUAUGCAACCUUUGUUUGGUGGGUCUCAAAUUGACAAGACUGUGUUGGUGAAGGCAUCUGAUGUUAUCUUGGAUCAAACUCCGGUGAACACUGAGAAUUGGUUGGAUAUGAAAGUGGAUGAGAUUAAACCUGAGGAUAAAUUCUUUUACCAGUAUUUUGCCAAUAAGAAGAAUGCCAUUAAGAAGGGUAAGCAAGAUGAGAAGGAUGUUCAUGGAUUUGAUAGCGAUGAGGAAAUGGACGAAGAUGAAAUUUGGGAUGCCUUAGUUAAAUCCAGACCUGAUGUGGAAGAUGAUAGUGAUGAUGGAGAAUUAAAUCUAGAUGAUGAAGAUUUCUCUUCAAUGAGUAGUAGUGAAGGAGAAGAUGCAGAAGAAGAAGCCGAGGAAGCUGAAGCUAAGGCGGAGCUUGAAAAGGCACUUGGAGAGUCCGCCGAUGAAGAAGCCAGUGAAAGUGACCUCGAUGGAGAUGUAUUCUACAGUUUCGCGGAUGAGGAAGCUGAACAAGACGCAAGUGAUUCCGGUAAACGUUCCUUCAGUGAGGUUUCGUCGGACGCAGAAGUUGAAGAAGAGGAAGAAGAGGACACCGGCAAGAAACAAAAGAAGUCCAAGAAAAACAGCCUGCCCGUGUUUGCCUCUGCAGACGAGUAUGCGCAAUACCUGGAAUCCGAUUCCGAGUAG
Messenger RNA from Naumovozyma castellii, 2718 nucleotides. It is a transcript of the gene MAK21, whose product is annotated as RNA-binding ribosome biosynthesis protein MAK21. The transcript has a single exon. Bases 1 to 2718 code for a protein of 905 amino acids. NCBI's taxonomy places the organism in Eukaryota, Fungi, Ascomycota, Saccharomycetes, Saccharomycetales, Saccharomycetaceae. The record is from RefSeq and is a predicted model, not a curated record.